This is a messenger RNA of Anolis carolinensis (green anole), 3948 nucleotides long. RefSeq names its product tensin 4 (gene tns4). Gene Ontology annotation, cellular component: focal adhesion. The transcript has 13 exons. Bases 862 to 3042 code for a protein of 726 amino acids. Lineage: Eukaryota; Metazoa; Chordata; Lepidosauria; Squamata; Anolidae. The record is from RefSeq and is a predicted model, not a curated record. Gene Ontology annotation, molecular function: protein binding.
UUGUUGUUAAAUGUGUCUGAGGCAAUCUUCUCCCAUUCCCUGCCCACACUGUUUCUACCCCUGGCUCCCAAACUGAUGUUCAGUAUGAGGCUUUUCUGUGGUAUUUUAUAGUUGUAUUGCUGGAACUUUUAUAAAGGCUUCUUAAUGGAAAUAUAUACUGUGGAGGCUCUUGAAAGUUGAAAAUAGAAUAAAAAUUUAUUUUCUUAAAAACAGGCAAAUGAUUACUUCAGAGAGGUACAUUAGCGUAAACAGUUACAGACGUUCUUCAGCUUAACUUAGUUGUAUGUUUCAGAUUACUUCACUUAGUUUCAAACAGUUCCAACCAACCAAUCUAUCUAUUGGUCACAAAAACCCUCGCUCUAUUUGCUAAGAAUAGUCACGAGUUCCCCUGGGUUGUUAAUUAACUCUAACCUAGAGUCCUUCUAUUAACCAGCCCAGUAGUGAGAGUCAAUCUCUUGAGUUAUUUUCCCCUCAAGAGAUCCAAACUGCCUGACCUAGCCUGUCAGUUUCCACAGCUUUCAGUUCUCUCUCACACACACCCUCCAAACUCCAAACCUGAACUGCUCUCUUCAAACCCCAAAACAGAACUCUCUGGAGCUCUUUUUUCUCUCUCUGCACUCUAAGACUUGGCUCCUCCCAUCUGCUCUGGUUGGCCAAUCCUAGGAGUCUAAGCUCCUCCCCCUUUCACACUCGAGAUAGCUGCCUGGCAUUCUUCUACAAAAUGGAGGCUUGCCUCACUCACUGUUACCCAAGCUUCAUCCCAGGCCUAAUAGGAUCUCAUUUGCUUGGAAUUUCUCCCUGAAUGAAGCAAGCCUAGGAAAAAACAUAGAUCACUUCAGAAGACUUCAUCAACAGUGAAGAAUGUCAAAAGUCAUCCCCAACCACGUGGUACGGGUUGGACAAACAGUAUGUGUUUCAUCCCAGGAAGAGCACACUUGUUUGCAUCACCCUAAAGGAUGCUUGUCCUGUCAAUCUUUGCCAGUGCAAUGUUUGUAUUAUUCAGUGGAAGGAUGGGAAAAACAGACUUCAUUGACUCAAACCAAUGCAUGUUCACUACCCAAGAAGAACAUCUAUGACUCUUGUAGAUGCACUCCAGAGGACAUGCCUAUGGCCUCUCCAAACCUUGGGGGCAAUUGUGUGCAAGAAAAACCUGUAGAACCAAGCAAUAAUGACUGUCCGAUCUCUCCUACAUUGGAUAUAUCAAUUGAAAAGUUGAACCGCCUUAUCUUGGAAAUCGACCCGACAUUUCAACCUCUGCAAAUGAAUCCAGCCCAGACACAGAGUCCUAUUCAAGUUCCUCAAGUGGCGGGCCAGAAACCUGAACCAGAUUCUCCAGAAAUAAAGUACAUCGAAAUGUCUCCAACCAGAGCAAAGGCUGUGGAGUCUUGCCAGAAUUCCACCAGUUCUUCCAGUACUUCGCUCUCCACAUCUUCUCUGAACAACAGAAAUCUGUUUACUUGUGGAAGGAUCCAGGGAGACACUGUUGAUGGCAACAGCCACAUCGCCUUCCUGAGUGGCCGUGAUUCUGGAGGUGGCCCCCAGCGUCUCCCACCCACAGGGAGGCAGUCACCUGCUUGUAUCCAAAUGUCUGAGAGCAUCUGUAUUCCUCAGGGGAACCCAAACCACUGUAUCGCCUAUGGGUCCAGUUCCCACUUGACUUCUUCCCCAGUCACUGAGAAUUUGUUGAAGUUUUCCCAGCAUGGGAGAAUGAUGCAGCGGUGCAGCGAGACUUCUGUGCUUUCAGCAAGCCCUGGAUCAGACACUAGUUACAUUUUUGGAAGCAGCACACAGUCACUUUCGAGCAAUGAACCAGAAAUUCCUCAGAUCAGGUCAACAGGAAGUCCUUCCUCGGUUGGCUCCCUCUGUGGAUCUCCUGUUAGCUCCAUUGGCUCAAGUUGUUACUACUCUGGCACCUCUAGUCCUCAGAAAGGGAAUUCCUCCUUACCUCAGCUAUAUCAAAAGGGACAAGUUCAUGGUUGUUCUCCUUCACCCACUGCAAACUCCUCUCCCACCAUCCCAAUUGUGCUCAUCAAUGGUCGUCCAGACGAUAGUGAGAUAUCUCCCAGAUCUUGCAGGAUUCACGGAGGUUCUUUCAAACUGAAGAUGACACAGCCUAGUUCUGGCACAUUUUCAAGCAUCAAUCGUUCCAACAAAUCCUCUUCAGAGAGUUCUCUCUCCUCCUCUUCAUCUUUGGAUAGCUAUUCCAAAGAAGCCCAAACAGCCAUGAAGUUUGUGAUGGACACCUCCAAAUAUUGGUUUAAACCAAGCAUCACACGAGAGCAAGCUGUCCAACUGCUGAUGGAUGAAUCCCCAGGUUCUUUCAUCAUGAGGGAUAGUACGUCUUAUCGUGGCUCAUUUGGCUUAGCUAUGAAAGUCUGCGGUAGCAAACCAGGUGAAAAAAGCUGUGAUCUCAUCAGGCAUUUUCUCAUUGAGUCCUCUGCCCGGGGAGUGCAUCUUAAAGGGGCCGAUGAAGAACCAUAUUUCGGAAGCCUUUCAGCAUUUGUAUAUCAACACACUAUUAUGCCUUUGGCAUUACCCUGCAAACUGGUCAUCCCGAGUCAAGAUUUUAUUGGAGGAGAAGAGAAGUCUGUAGCACACACGGAAGCCACUCUUCCAGUUUCAGAGAAGGCUGCUGUAUGCAACCUCUUGUACCUGCACUCUGUGAACAUGGAGACUCUUACUGGCAAAGCAGCAGUUCAGAAAGCCGUGUCCUCCACUUUCAAGCAGGAGACUCUACCCACGCCCACCAUUGUCCACUUCAAAGUUACUGAGCAAGGAAUAACCCUGACGGACAUCCAGAGAAAGGUAUUUUUCAGGCGGCACUAUCCACUGGCUACCAUCAGCUUUUGCAACAUGGAUCCUGAAAACCGAAAGUGGCAAAAAUUUUCAAAAACCUCAAGGAUCUUUGGUGUUGUUGCCAAAAGCCCAUCCGAUGCUGAGAAUAUUUGCCACCUCUUCGCCGAAUAUGACGCAGUACAUCCGGCUUCUCAUGUCGUUGACUUUGUCAAUAAACGUCUACCCGCUGCUUUAGGUUCUGCUUAAUGCUAGAUCCUUGUGUUUCCUAGCUAUGACACCACCGCCCUCUGUGUCUCGAGUGCACUGCCUUCUUACCUUUUCGAAGCUGCCUGGGUUGCAUUUUGAAAACUCCUAAGGCUUUGGGCAAAUGUAAGCUGCUAGUUUGAGGGAUGGAAUAGAAGCAUGCCUAUUGAGAAGGGCACACUGUAUAUCUGGAGCAAAUUGUGGGCCAUGGGUUACAUGAACCCCCCUCCCAAGUCAUUUUGCAAUCUUCCAAGUCUCCACGACUUCUGCAACCCACCUCCAAAUUGGACUGUCUUUUUUUACCUCAAAUAGCUGAUCGCACCCCUUUAGUCUCUGAAGGAUACACCUGACCAUUUUUCUAGAUUUUUAGAAAUGCAGAGGCUAACUUUUAAUACAGGACUUCCUUCAGCCCACAUGGAUCUCUUUGCAAAUUAAAAAAGCGACUGAACUCCCUGCCAUAGUCAGUUCCUGGGUAGACUUCAAGGAACAUCCUAUCUGGCCACUUCUAGGACUCUCUUGUAAAGGGACUAUCUGCCCACCAAGCACGAGGAACAUUCAGAGUCCAACUGAUUUCUGUGGAAGUUCCCACUGAGUUUGAUCCCUUAUAUUAUUCAGAUAGGACAACUAGCCAAUUUCUGAGUUUGGUGUCUUGUUUUUUUUACCCUUUGGAUCCAUUUAUGAAAAAUGAAUGUGUUUUUGCUAAUAAGAGGAUGUAUUUUCAUCAUGUGAGAAGUUGCAUUGCAUGCUGACACUGGAAGAAGAUUACCAUCAACAUUGUUACUCAUUGUUAUGUCAGAGGUAUUGAAGAAAUAUCUAUAUCAACUUCUUUUUAAUGUAUUUUAUCUAUUUCCCUCGUGCAUUUAAUGUAAUGGUGCAAAGUCAAUACAAUAAAUCAAUUAUUUUACAAGC